This is a messenger RNA of Cordyceps fumosorosea ARSEF 2679, 1350 nucleotides long. Its product is annotated as Riboflavin synthase-like beta-barrel. The transcript is spliced from 2 exons. The record is from RefSeq and is a predicted model, not a curated record. Gene Ontology annotation, molecular function: oxidoreductase activity; heme binding. Gene Ontology annotation, cellular component: endoplasmic reticulum. NCBI's taxonomy places the organism in Eukaryota, Fungi, Ascomycota, Sordariomycetes, Hypocreales, Cordycipitaceae. Bases 1 to 1350 code for a protein of 449 amino acids.
AUGGAGUACGACACAAGACAAGUCGCCGAGCACAAGGUGGCAAUCUAUAAUGUGACAAAAUAUCUCGAGGAUCACCCUGGCGGUGCCGAGGUGCUGGCAGAGGCCGCUGGCACGGAUGCUACAGAAGCCUUCGACAAUGCCGGCCACUCAGAAGACGCAUUCGACAUUAUGGAAUCUUUUCAAAUCGGUAGCCUCAAAGGAUACAAGAAGAAGCCACAGCGCAAAGCCAUCACCGUGACGCCAGCGCCCACGACGGAGAAGCCGACGUCAAGCAAGACGCAUGCGCUCGUUUCCCGGUUGGGCAGCUUCGGCCUGUUCUCCCUCGCCGUCACCGGCGUGUAUCUCGGCACCCGCCACUACGGCCCGCCGACGCCGCGAUGGGUGCUAUCCGUCCUCAACAACGAGACGCCCGGGCGGCACGGCUUCGGCUUUACCAAGGGCCUGCUGGCGGGCGCCGGAAUCUUCGCCGUCGUCGACGCGCUCCUGGCGCAGCACUUCGCGCGACUCACCCUUCAAAGCAGCAAGUCCUUCACGAGCUACCCGGCGCACAUGAAGGUGCCCGAGCCGGUGCGCGAGGACACGCUGCUGCAGCGGGGGCUGCUGGACCCCGCGCGGUACUCGCCGCUGCCGCUGCGGGCCAAGACGCGGCUGUCGCGCAACGUGUACCGGUUCACGUUCUCGCUGCCGACAACGGAGACGGUGCUGGGCCUGCCGAUCGGGCAGCACGUGGCCAUCAAGGCCGACGUGGCGGGCGAGAGCGUGUCGCGCUCGUACACGCCCGUGUCCAACAAUGCGGACCGCGGCGUGCUGGAGCUGGUCGUCAAGGUGUACCCGGACGGCGCGCUGACGAGCGGCUACCUGGCCGGGCUGGCGGUGGGCGACGAGGUGCGGUUCCGUGGGCCGAAGGGCGCGAUGCGGUACGCGCGCGGGCUGGCGCGGCGCAUCGGCAUGGUCGCGGGCGGCACGGGCAUCACGCCCCUGUUCCAGGUGAUUAGAGCCGUCUGCGAGGAUGACCGCGACCUCACGCAGAUCAGCCUGGUCUACGCGAACCGUACGGAAGAGGACAUUUUGCUGCGCAAGGAGCUGGACGCGUUCGCGCGCAGAUACCCGAAGCAGUUCAAGGUGUGGUACCUGCUGGACAAGCCGCCGGCGGAGGGGUGGGAGUACGGCACGGGGUACUGCACGCAGGAGGUCAUCGCGGAGAAGCUGCCGGCGGCGAGUGCGGACACCAAGAUGAUGCUGUGCGGGCCGCCGGGGUUGGUGAGCGCGGCCAAGAAUGCAAUGCUGAAUAUGGGAUUCGAGAAGCCUGGCGCCAUGUCCAAGAUGACGGAUCAGAUUUUCCUGUUUUGA